Molecule: messenger RNA, 2313 nt
Organism: Carcharodon carcharias (great white shark)
Lineage: Eukaryota; Metazoa; Chordata; Chondrichthyes; Lamniformes; Lamnidae
Product: NFU1 iron-sulfur cluster scaffold homolog, mitochondrial-like
Exons: 8
Coding region: 39-848 (269 amino acids)
Biological process (GO): iron-sulfur cluster assembly
Cellular component (GO): mitochondrion
Molecular function (GO): iron-sulfur cluster binding; iron ion binding
Source: RefSeq, a predicted model, not a curated record
GGCAGGCCGGGUCCUGGUGCCAGGGCCAGGGCCGGGGAAUGGCGGCGCCGGGCUGGAGGCUGUGGCCGCUGGUCUGGAGCUGGAGGCGGCUGUGGCCCGAGAGCAGGCUGUUCUCCACCACCAGACUGAGAAAUAUUCACCCUACCUUGAAUUCAACUUCAAGAUGCAUAGAAAAAGCAAAGUUUGAGAUUCCAUCUGGAGCAUGGUUUACCGCUGUACGAUUUAUGGCGAUACAGACCCAGGACACACCAAACCCUAACAGCUUAAAGUUUCUCGCUGGUCGUCAAAUUAUAGCAUCGGGAAGCAUGGAUUUUCCAAACGUCAGUACAGCUCAUUGCUCACUUCUAGCCAAGCAGCUAUUCCAAAUAGAAGGGGUUAAAAGUGUGUUCUUUGGCCCUGAUUUCAUUACAAUAACAAAGGAAAGUGAAGUGGAAUGGAACAUUCUUACGCCCCAGGUUUCUGCAGCCAUUGUGGAUUUCUUUGCUAGUGGCCUUCCAUUAAUGACAGAUGUGCCGCAGUCUGGUUCUGCCUCUUCAGAGGAAAGUGAGGAGGAGGAUGAAGUGGUUGCAAUGAUUAAGGAACUCCUGGAUACAAGAAUAAGGCCUACAGUGCAGGAGGAUGGAGGAGAUGUCAUUUUUAAGGGUUUUGAAAAUGGCGUUGUGAAGCUGAAGCUGUUGGGCUCUUGCACUGGUUGUCCAAGUUCAGUUAUUACUUUAAAAAGUGGAAUCCAAAAUAUGUUACAGUUCUACAUUCCUGAAGUUGACGAAGUAGUACAGGUCCAAGAUGAAGUCGAUGACGCCAACAUUAAAGCAUUUGAAGAAUUAGAGAAGAAAUUAGAAGAUGUCUAAAUUAUUUUCCUGAAUUUUUUUCGUUUGAGAACUCUGACUUUUUCAAAGCUUCAUCCUUGUGAUAGCAAUUCAGCUUGAUUCCUGGUUAGCUGAGUCUCAAUCAGUGUUUAUUAUUUAAAAAUAUUGACAGUGGUACAAAUUGGCAGUCCACAGUUGGCUUCCUCUUUCUUUCUGUUGCUCUGUGUCUCCCUUAUUUCUAACCUUUUUGCAUAGUUCGUCUAACUCCUGAAUGGGAGAAGGUGGGCAAAGUCCAUUCCUGUACCCAUUUGUAGGACAAAUAAGGUUCCCUGGUUGCACCACGAAGGGAAUACAUUCUUUUUUUAUUUUUCCAUACUUCUCCUGUUAUGGGAUGAUUCAUGUGUGUCACGUCUCAACAUAAGACCCAAUGCCGUCCAGUCUUGUAACAAAAUAUGCACCAAAGCCACAGGCAUGUGACCUGAGCAUUUGGAUAAUGAUUUGACCACUCAGUUCCAUGUACUUGCUGCAAGGAAACUAACUUGCUGUCAAAUUUGGUAUUAUACCUGUGCACAGUCUGCAAAAUAUUUGCCAUUUCCCUUGUUCACCCCUGAACCCAACAUAGCGAGCAAGAUUGAACUGUGAAACUCAAAAUAUUGUGGUUACCCGUCAACAUGGCCCACCAGUAUUUUAGGGCAUAUAAGUGUUGGCUACCCAAUCAAAAACUAAGUGUAGCAAGUACCAUAUAAAAUGAGAGAGCAAGUACCAAGAAGGAAGAUGUAUAAAAUGUAGUUAUACUGGCUUCUCUGUACAUGUAAAUUAAAUAUGAUACUUAUUUUUUGACGUAUGGACAAUCUAUAACUAUAAAAGGCCGAAAGGAGAAAUAUGUUUGAUGUACAGAAGGUAAAAGAAAAUAAGCUAUUUGUUGCGUUUAGUUUAAAAAAAGUUGGUCAUGAUACUCUUCAUACUUUAAAUGUCUGAUUUACUUUUUCGGUGAUAUACUAAAAACAUGUAGGAAAGAGAAAACCAUUAAAUAUAUUUGUUACAGUUCCACUAAGAGUUUAACUUUAAAAUCAUUCUGCUUCUGUUGCCGAAGAAACACUCCAGCUAAAUUUCCUUAUGCAGUUACUAUCCGUUUGUCAUGGAGACUUAGUUCAACAAACUCCAUCUUGAUGUUACAUUUUAUUCUAAGUUGUAGGUAAAGCCUUUUCAGUAUAGAACUUAACAGAACUGCAGCCUGCGCACAGUCUUAAACUUAUUUGACAACUGAAAGGCUGUGCUUCAAAACAGUUACUGUAACGUUGUCACAUUGGAAUUAAAGAUUGCUCGAACUGGAGCAAACUUUCAAUGUUAACAGCACCGUUGAAGUUUUAAAUUGUUCACAAAGCUAAAACUAAUACUGACUACAGUAACUUGUUUUCAUAUAUUGUACAGUAGUGGCAAAGCUUGGAAUUAAAAUUGUAAAAAAGUUUUGUAUAUUAUUAGAGUUGAAAUAAAUGUAUUGCAGCUA